Orussus abietinus is the source of this 3321-nucleotide messenger RNA. Its product is annotated as atrial natriuretic peptide-converting enzyme. NCBI's taxonomy places the organism in Eukaryota, Metazoa, Arthropoda, Insecta, Hymenoptera, Orussidae. Gene Ontology annotation, biological process: proteolysis. Gene Ontology annotation, molecular function: protein binding; serine-type endopeptidase activity. The transcript has 17 exons. The record is from RefSeq and is a predicted model, not a curated record. Gene Ontology annotation, cellular component: membrane.
AUGGCGGGGAUGGACCCACGUGGCGGUGACACCAGCCCCACUUAUCAGCCGAGGCAGUGCAGGACACACAGCGUCGGGCUGCCGGCAAGGACCUCCUUGUUGCAGAAACCUCCACCCACCGGAAGUGACAUCGCAUCCCCGAUACCUCGCCGUCACUCUGCCGCCCCCACGGUGGCGCCUCCGCCGAUUCCUCUCCGACCACCAGAGAUCCCGAAGAGAAACAAGAACGAGCGGCCCAUCCCGAUCCAGAAGCCAACCCCGAGAUUCGAGCCGAACAAGAGAGAUGACAAGGCGGCCGAGAGUGCGCCGAUUUCCGCACCGAUUUCCGCAUUUCCACCGCGAGCUAACCAGACCUCGAUCCAAUGGCGCCAGCCAGAGCCAGCCGACAAGAAGCUGAUAGACCUGGACGCCUUCAGGAAGAACGACAACUACGUCCUGGCCUUCGAGAAGGAACCCCAGAGCGCGAAGACUCAGUCCUUCGUGGCCGACUUCGAGAAGGCAGACUUCGGGAAGAGCGACGAGAACGAGAGACAGAAGUCCAACUUCGAGGAGCUGCAGAAGGCGUCGAAGGACCUGGAGAAGAGGUUGCAGGAGAGGGAACACCCGGUGUCCAAGUUUAUCGACCAACAGAGGAAGCCUACGAAGAGGCCCCAGACUCACCUGGAGAAGGACAGGUCUCACCGAGACAGGCCCUGCUUCGAGGACCUCCAGGGCGAGCAGCAACUCCAGCGCACCAAGUACGAGGCUGACAUGGAGAAGGCGAGGAUCAUGCUGCAGAACAGCCUGAAGAAGGAGAAGAGCGCCUGCGAGAGGUUGGAAAAGCUCGAUAAACUGGAGAAGUUGCCCAAGGCUACCCAGACGAACAUCCCUCCACCUUUGAGCUCGAUCUGCCAGAGUCCGGUUCCCAAACCCAUCGGGACCAGGCAGGACAGCACGGUGUCAUCGGACAGCUUCAGCCAGACCAGUUCUCCGAGUUACACCAGCAAAACCAUGGACGCUCCUCUGCUGCCUCACAAACACGUCAAUGGCAAAGUUCCAGGUAGAGCUCUGGCGCCGGAUAUGGAGAACCCACCUGGAAGUCCCAUCACGAAGUCUAUGAGCACCCCUGCGAGCUUGCAGACCAUCGUCAGGUUCCACAACGGAAGCAACACCUCCCUGCACCACAAGAUCAUCGGCAACAUCAGAAGGCCCAGCAGCCAUUAUGUCACCAGGGAGAGGCUUCGCUUCAGGUUCAUCCAGGUGGUCGUCAACGCGGUGGCUCUCCUGGCCAUUGCCGGGGGCUUUGCUGCUUACUUCAAGUGGUAUCCGGCACAUCUCGUGAAAUUCGAGAACAAGACCCUCCCCGAUCCGGGGGUGGUUGUGAUCUCGGAGCCAGUUAGAUUGGAAGUGGAGCAGAAGAACCCAGCUCCGGGAAUCUGCCUGCCCGUCAUUGUGACGUUUUGCCAGAAUCACAAGAUCCCGUACAACUUUACCGUGUUCCCGAAUUACAUGGGCAACUUCGGCCAGCCGGAAGCCCAGCUGGAGCUGGAGCUUUACAAUGCGGUGGUGGACGUGAGGUGUUACGAGCUGGCCGCGUUGUUCCUCUGCACAGUGUUCGUGCCCAAAUGUGGAUCCAAGGGCCAAGUGGUGCGGCCCUGUCGCAGCCUCUGCUACCAGACCAAACGGCGUUGCGGAUUUUUCUUGGAGGUGUUCGGACUGAAUCUCCCGGAUUACUUGGAGUGCGACCUCUUUCCGGAAAAUCCGGACGCUGACAAGUGCGUUGGACAUCUGGAGGUCGUCGAAGCUGCAAGACGCGCCGAGAAACAUGUAUGCACCAGUGGCUUCCAAUGCGACGGAACCAGAUGCAUUCCGGUCGAUUGGAGAUGCGAUGGCCAUGUGGACUGUGCGGAUAAGAGCGACGAGCUGGGAUGCGGUGAGUGCACUUCGACGAGUGGGCCGGCAAUUGCCGGGAAAAAGGGGAAGAAAACGGGAAUGAAGAACGUUUUCGCCAAGCCGCUCAUCCAUUGCGGGGAGAGGAGGUGCAUGUCUUCGUCCCACAUAUGCGACGGCGUCAUGGACUGUCCCUGGGGCCAGGACGAGAGGAAUUGCCUGAGGCUCAGCGAGAGGAACGGCGACGUCGGCAAGGGGAGGCUGGAGGUUUACCACGCGGAGAAGGGAGCCUUCUUACCGGCCUGCGUGACGCGGUGGGAGGCCACAUCGGCACAGGCCAUUUGCUCGUUUCUGGGAUACUCGGUCGCGAACUCCUCCACCUUGUACGUCAGGGGCACCAACGUCACCCCCAUGGAGGAGAAGGUGGAGAUCCAGCAAUGGCCACUGGCGCACAAACCCCAUGUGAACUUGCUCAAGGAAUUUCAAGGAUGCACCGAGCAGAAGGCGCAGCAGACCGUCGAGCUCACGUGCUCCGAAUACGAGUGCGGCAGGAGGCGCCACAAUUAUGGGAAUCUGAGGGCUCAGCCGAGGAUCGUCGGCGGGGUCGAGUCCGCACCUGGUGAUUGGCCCUUUCUGGCAGCUCUCCUAGGAGGUCCUGAGCAAGUCUUUUACUGCGCGGGAGUCCUUAUCGCCGACCAGUGGGUCCUAACCGCGUCCCACUGCGUGGGGAACCAUUCCGAUGUGUCUGGCUGGACCAUCCAGCUGGGCAUCACCAGAAGACACGCUCACACCUAUCUAGGCAGGAAAGUCAAGGUGAAGAGGGUGGUGCCCCACCCCAACUACGACCAGGGCGUCCCCCACGACAACGACGUGGCUCUUUUUCAGCUGGAAAACCGAGUUCAGUUUCACGAACACCUGAGACCAGUUUGUCUACCAACUGCGGAGACCGAUCUCACCCCUGGCACCGUCUGCACGGUGAUCGGCUGGGGAAAGAAAGAGGACACAAAUGGCAUAUUUAUUAUGGACUUCCGAAAUGACGCUCUCUGUUAAAAAAAAAAAAUUUACACUUUUUCUCCUCUAGCCUCGGAAUAUGCACCUGCUGUCAACGAGGUGAAGGUCCCGGUGCUGAACAGGGAGUUGUGCAAUUUGUGUCUCGGGCACAAAUUUAAUGUCACCGACGGCAUGAUGUGCGCUGGGUACCUGGAAGGAGGGAAGGACGCUUGCCAGGGGGAUUCCGGGGGACCGCUGCUGUGCCAGGAUGAGACUGACCAGGAGAGGUGGUUCGUUGGUGGGAUCGUCAGCUGGGGCAUUAAGUGCGCCUAUCCGAAUCUACCUGGAGUCUAUGCCUACGUCCCGAAGUACGUGCCCUGGAUUCACAAGGAGAUCGCAAAGUACUCCGAGAAGGACAAGGGGUAACACAUGGGGAAGAAGGAGGUCUCGAAGAAAAAGAAA